Messenger RNA from Stylophora pistillata, 1044 nucleotides. RefSeq lists its product as uncharacterized. Gene Ontology annotation, biological process: proteolysis. Gene Ontology annotation, molecular function: aspartic-type endopeptidase activity. The record is from RefSeq and is a predicted model, not a curated record. NCBI's taxonomy places the organism in Eukaryota, Metazoa, Cnidaria, Anthozoa, Scleractinia, Pocilloporidae.
AUGAUAAAUCUGUUAGUUGGAGGGAUUUCUGUGCGAAUGCUUAUUGACUCUGGGGCAAGCACUAAUGUGAUUGAUAAGGGAACAUGGGAGGAGCUAAAAUCCCAGAAGAUUGAAUGCAAAUCCUAUAGGUGCAAAAAGAAGCUGUAUGGUUACGGGAGUAGUGUGCCUUUAAAAGUUAUCGGUUGUUUCGAAGCAAGAGUAGUCGUGGGUGACAAAGUUUGUGAGGCAGAGUUUGUAGUGAUUGAUGGGACAAAACAACCCCUGUUGGGGAGAGGUAGAGCAAUCAAGCUUGGAGUGCUUCAGAUAGGAAGUUCCAUAAACUCUGUAAGCAGUGACAUUGUAGAAGAAUUCAAAGAUUGUUUUAGAGGAGUAGGAAAGCUAAAAGGAUACCAGCUUAAGUUGCACAUAAAAGAGAAUGUGGCACCUGUGGUUCAGCCUCUGCGCAGACCACCAUUCAAUCUUAGAGACAAAAUCGAGAAGACAUCAGACGAACUGGAGAACAUGGACAUCAUUGAGAAAGUAAACAGUCCAUCUCAGUCGGUCAGCCCUGUAGUUGUAGUCGCAAAACCCAAUGGGGAAGUGAGACUUUGUGUAGACAUGAGACAAGCAAAUUGUGCGGUAGAACGUGAACGAUACCCCAUUCCAACCAUUGAUGAAGUACUUCAAGACAUGAACAAUAAAAAAGUGUUCAGCAAGCUGGACUUAAGAUGGGGGUACCAUCAAAUUGAAUUAUCUAAAGAAUCCCGUGAGAUUACCACAUUCCUCACACACAAAGGUCUGUGCCGAUAUAAAAGAUUGAUGUUUGGGAUAUCAGCAGCUCCGGACAAAUACCAGCAGGUUAUCCAGCAGACAUUGCAAGGUAUUGAAGGGGUACACAAUGUCUCAGAUGAUAUUAUAGUGCAUGGUGCAACACAUGACCAGCAUGAUGAACGUCUGCGAAAAGUGAUGAUGCCUGUACGUGAAUGUGGCCUUACCCUCAACUUAGAAAAGUGCCAAUUCUCCAUGAGUCAGAUGACAUUCAUGGGCCAUGUCCUGUCAAGUUGA